Molecule: messenger RNA, 1083 nt
Organism: Penaeus chinensis
Lineage: Eukaryota; Metazoa; Arthropoda; Malacostraca; Decapoda; Penaeidae
Exons: 7
Coding region: 163-1083 (306 amino acids)
Source: RefSeq, a predicted model, not a curated record
GUGUGAAUGUGUGUGGAUACUGACGAAUGAAAUACGAGCAUCAGUUCUUGUGGAUAUGGAUGUAACGCUGAUAAGAGAUAAUGAUAUUUGUGCCACUUUUAUCAUAUUAAUAUAAACUUAUCUUGCUCUUCCUCAGCCUUCGUCUGAUGCCCGUGAGCCGGCAUGAUGCACGGGAAGCAGUUCCGGGUGCAGCUGCAGGAGACGCCGACGAUGGACCUUUACUCCCAGGAGAACACGUCGCUCCACGUGGACGACCCGCUGGCUAAUUUCCACACGGGGGAGUGGGAGAGCUACAUGAAGAAGCGAAAGAGCAAAUCAGUGAGGACGCGGGAGAUGACUUGCCAGACCAUUCCCAGCUACACCAUGGACAAAACCACGCAGAAGUCGGCCACGGCAAAAAAGAACAACAGCUGCAUGGCCACACAGUGGAGUAUGUACGACGAGUAUCGCACGCUCCGCAAGACGGGCAGGGCCAUUACAGCUCUGAGUACAGUUCUCCUCAAGGGCGUCUUGGGGAGUCGGGAAACAGCGUUAUCGUUAUCAAGCAAGGCGCAGAAGAGGAAGGGGGCGAAGGAAGCGAAGAAGGAAGUGAAGGAGGAAGUGAAGGAGGAGGUCAAGGAGUCAGUUACUCCUCGUCUUGUGGUCGAGUAUUACCUCGGGAAGACGAAGGAGGAGGGAGAGGCGGAUGGCAAGAACGGAGAGGAGACGCCUGCCGCAGGAGAGCCGGAAUCGAAGGCGCCCCGAGGUAUCGUGGUGAAGAGCCUCCUGAAGGGCCUGGGGUGGAUGGAACGCCUCAUCUCCACCACGGACAACAUCCAUCUCCUCCGCACCUACUCGCAGGACACGACCCUCCCGCAGAAGGCAGGAGAGCGGAAUGGGGACGUUGCAGCUGCGGCGGGGAGGGAGCACGGUCGGGACGGAGGCGGCAAAGGAGAGGGCGGCGGGCGGUGGCAGGCGCGAGAGGGCGAGGGACAGCUGGAGGCGCUGUGGCAGUUCUCGUGCCGCUUGACCGCCGGACAGAGGAUCAACCAAGUGGCUUUCUCAAACAGCUCCAAGGUCACUGAUAUAAGAUAUAAUGGUUAA